This is a messenger RNA of Myotis daubentonii (Daubenton's bat), 2220 nucleotides long. RefSeq names its product zinc finger protein 587B-like. Gene Ontology annotation, biological process: regulation of transcription by RNA polymerase II. The record is from RefSeq and is a predicted model, not a curated record. Gene Ontology annotation, molecular function: RNA polymerase II cis-regulatory region sequence-specific DNA binding; DNA-binding transcription factor activity. NCBI's taxonomy places the organism in Eukaryota, Metazoa, Chordata, Mammalia, Chiroptera, Vespertilionidae.
AUUUACAACAGCAAUUUCCUCAGUGUCUAACUCACUCACCUUGAAAAGCUUUCCAUGGAAUCAUGCGUAGUCAUGACAGAUAAACAUUCGUGGUGAAGAUACUCUGUUUUCAUAAGAUCAACAUGUACUUCACCAGUAUUUCCUUUUAUACAGGUUGCUGCUGUGGAGCAGAGAAUGUGGAGGCACCGACAAAACAGAAGGUUUCUGUAAGAGUGUCACAGGCAAGGAAGCCCAAGGUAGCCUUGUCUUCCCAGAAGAGCCACCCCUGUGAGAGUUGUGGGCUAGUCUUGGAAAAUAUUUUCCACGUGAUGGAGAAGCAGGGAACACAACACACACAGAUAAUGUUGAGGUGUGGGGCAUGUGCAAAACGAUUUUAUUUCACUGUAAAAUUUCACCAGCAGCAUGUGAGAGAGAAGAAUUUCAAUAGAGGGUUGAGGAGGAUCUCAGUUGCAAACAGCUGCAGUUUCAAUGUGUCCGAGAAUCGUUCCACCUGUGGCAAGGUUGGGCAGGGUGUACUGACUGGGUCAGGAUAUCUCCACCUAAAGGCUACUCCGAUCAGGGACAGUCCUAAUGCUAUUUCCACACAUGGGAUGAUGUUUCAAUGGAGAGAAAUUUGUAACACCAGAAAAGAAUGUAAGAAAGACAUUAGUUGCACCGGCAUGGUUAUUCAGACAAAGGGUGUUACAAAUCGAUGUUUUGUGUGCUCUGAAUGUGGGAAAUCUUUUACAACUGACUCUCACCUUCAUUAUCACCAGAGAGUUCACACUGGAGAAAAUUCUUAUAAAUGCAGUGAAUGUGGGAAAUCUUUCACCAGACCCCUUGGUCUCCAGUAUCAUCAGAGAAUUCACACAGGAGAAAAGCCUUAUCAAUGUAGUCAAUGUGGGAAAUCUUUUACCACUAACUCUCAACUACGUUAUCAUCAGAGAGUUCACACUGGAGAAAAGCCUUAUAAAUGCAGUGUGUGUGAGAAAGCUUUUAUCAAGAAAACGCACCUUCGUAGUCAUCAAAGGGUUCAUACAGGAGAAAAGCCUUAUAAAUGCAGGGAAUGUGGGAAAUCUUUUACCUGGGACAGUGAUCUUCGUCAUCAUAAGAGACUUCAUACAGCAGAAAAUCCUUAUAAAUGCAGUGACUGUGGAAAGUGUUAUACCAGUCCCAGUGGUCUCCAAUAUCAUCAGAGAGUUCACACAACAGAAAAGCCUUAUAAAUGCAGUGAAUGUGGAAAAUCUUUUACCUGUAGUGGUAAACUUCGUACUCAUCAGAGAGUUCACACUGGAGAACAGCCUUAGAAAUGCAGUGAAUGUGGGAAAUCUUUUACAAGUAGCAAGGGUCUUCAAUGUCAUCACAGAGCUGACACUGGAGAAAGGUAUUUUGAGUGCAAUUAAUGUGAGUUAUCUGUCAGUCUCAUUUGUAAAUUAGCGCUGUACAAAACAGUCCACGUUAUAAGGUUUUUAGAUGUAUAGGAAAUGUAGUUUCUUACUUAGGACUUAACAAUUGUAAAAGAAAAUUAGUGAAGUCUCAUUAGUCUGAAUUAUAUCUCAUACAUAUAAUCACCUACAUUAUGUAACGUCUCCGCAACUGUUUCUGCUGUUCUAUUUCUUUGUUCUUAUAUUGGAAGUAUAUGUAUCUAUGUUUCACUUUCUAACAGAAAUGUCCAGCCCGAUCUAUGUCACUGCAUAUUUCUGCUGCUGAAGCUAUUUCCCCCUAUAUUAUAGCAUCCGAUAAGGUCCCAACAGAUGGCACCAAUCACCAUCUUCAUGGGCCCAGGGAAGCUAACUGUGUUGUCUAAUUUGUUGAAGAAAAUAGGAAUACCUCAUCCCUUAUUCUUACUUGUAUCCCAGCCACGAGUUGCCACAUAGGACUGAUUACUCUUGGUGCCAGUAAACAUAAUGUUGCAGAAGAAAUGCCAUUUUGAGGGACACACUAUCCUACAUGCUAAUGUUGACUUUAUUUUUGUGCGUAAGUGAGUGAUGGUGAAUCUGUGACACGUGUGUCAGAGGUGACGCGCGAACUCAUUUUUUUUGGUUGACUUUUCUUUGUUCAAUGCCAUUUAAAUAUAUAACAUAAGUAUCAAAAAUUUAAAUCUUUGUUUUACUAUGGUUGCAAAUAUCAAGAAGUUUCUAUAUGUGAAACAGCACCAGAGUUAAGUUAGGGUUUUUCAAAAUGCUGACACGCCAAGCUCGAAAGGUUCGCCAUCACUGGCCUAAGUCAUCAAGGUGAAAA